Messenger RNA from Anopheles maculipalpis, 1419 nucleotides. RefSeq names its product Krueppel-like factor 6. NCBI's taxonomy places the organism in Eukaryota, Metazoa, Arthropoda, Insecta, Diptera, Culicidae. The transcript has 4 exons. The record is from RefSeq and is a predicted model, not a curated record. Gene Ontology annotation, molecular function: RNA polymerase II cis-regulatory region sequence-specific DNA binding; DNA-binding transcription factor activity, RNA polymerase II-specific. The coding region runs from base 10 to 1377 and encodes 455 amino acids. Gene Ontology annotation, biological process: regulation of transcription by RNA polymerase II.
CGCCCAACGAUGGAUAUACUGCCGAGUGGAAGCAUUUUCCGGGAGCUGCAGAUCAUCCACGAGACGGGAUGCUUCUCGUCCGAGUCGUCCUUCGAGGAUCAAUGGCAACAGACCUGCUAUGAGAUGGAACGAUACCUGAAGGAUGAACCAAAGCUACAGAAAUACAAAAAACUACCAAGCGACACACCCUGGGACCUGUUUGCAGCGCCCGGGCCACUAACUGGCUCGUGGAAGGUGGAGGUAGAACCGUACUGUUUCGACGAGCUCAACCUAAACGAUCGUGCAUCCGAUUCCCGGUCCGAAUCAUCGUCCUCGUCAUCUUCCUCCUCCUCCUCCUCCUCCGAUGGUUUAUUGCCACCUUCGUCUGCUGGCAAUCCCUGGCAGAGUGGAGCCACCAGUCUGCUCAGCUGUGCGGUUAUGGUGAAGAAAGAACCGAUCGACGAUCUAGACGAAGAUCCCGAAUACGACAGUCAAGAUGAACCGAGCGAGAAGUACAGUAGUGCGGCGAACCGAGUCAAUCCCACCACGGAACUAGCGAAUCGAGGUAGCAGUAGUAAUCACCAUCACCACCAUCAUAGCAGUCACCACAACAGUCUUCAUCACCAUCAUCAUCACCAUCGUCAGGCGAGCGGGAUUGAGCUGCGGCUUGUAGCACGAACAACAAGCAACGAUCUGCUACCGACACUAACGCCACCAUCAUCGCCCGAGUCACAUCUCAGCAAGGACAACUCGAACACCUCCACCACCGGCAACAGUGGUAGCACCAUCACGACGAGCACCACCAACACCUCCAACAAUGGCAACAGUUUAGCAACCUCGACCACGCUCACCACGAUCAAGAAGGAACCUGGGUCCGAGAUUGCACUGCUCGAUCGUCAGGGUGGCCAGAUAUUGCGCGUUUCGGCCGGUCCGCACGUGGUACGGUUGACGACCGGGGUGGCCGGAGCGAAUGGGAAGAAUGUUGUGACGGGAGUCUCGCGUGUGAUACAGGUCAGUCCUCAGCUGCAUGCCGCCAUUGCGCAGCGUAACUCAUCCGCCUCACCAAAUGCGUCAGCACAAACACCGAGCUCGAAACAUCACCACCGGCAACAGGAUCACAGUCCGGAUGCGAAACGAAGGAUACAUAAGUGUCAAUUUCUUGGCUGCAAAAAGGUCUACACGAAAAGCUCCCAUCUGAAGGCGCACCAGCGAACGCAUACAGGAGAAAAGCCGUACAAGUGUUCCUGGGAGGGUUGCGAGUGGCGUUUCGCCCGAAGCGACGAGCUAACGCGCCACUAUCGAAAGCACACCGGCGCAAAACCGUUCAAGUGCCGACACUGCGAUCGAUGCUUUUCGCGCUCGGAUCAUCUUGCGUUGCACAUGAAACGGCACGCCUAAGCAGCACAGUCUCUCAUUGCGCAGAGCACCACGAGCAGAGCU